Ziziphus jujuba (common jujube) is the source of this 1476-nucleotide messenger RNA. RefSeq names its product pentatricopeptide repeat-containing protein At4g16390, chloroplastic. Gene Ontology annotation, molecular function: protein binding. Gene Ontology annotation, cellular component: chloroplast. The transcript has 3 exons. The coding region runs from base 504 to 1148 and encodes 214 amino acids. Lineage: Eukaryota; Viridiplantae; Streptophyta; Magnoliopsida; Rosales; Rhamnaceae. The record is from RefSeq and is a predicted model, not a curated record.
UCUUCCCCCCUGGGUCAGCUUUUUAUCCAAAGCUCACUGAAGGUUGUGGUUUCUCUCUCCGGUGUUUCUUACUGGUGUCUUUCGCCAGACCAUUCUCGCCCGACCGUUCGCAUCGCUCCGAGUUGAAACCUCGGUCCUUCAAAUCCUUGAGAUUUCCUGGCGAGUCCUUCGAUUCUUCAUCACCUUCCUCCCUCACUUAUGGAAUCCAUGCCUUUCAUUGCCCCGACCCCGUUGUGCAAGAGACUCAGAAUCCAGAAGUUGCAGAUUCUCCAACCCCAGAUGGAAAACGUGGUUCUUCAUCAAAAAGCUACAUCUGGGUCAAUCCCAGUAGCCCUAGAGCUUCACAGCUUCGACGGAAAUCUUACGAUGCCAGGUAUACCAAACUAGUGAGGUUAGCUGAAGCUUUGAAUUCUUGUAAUUCCACUGAAGAUGAUGUUGCGAAUGUUUUGGAGGAUUUAGGUGAUAGAAUAGUAGAACAAGAUGCUGUGGUUGUUCUCAAUAAUAUGGUUAAUCCUAAAAAUGCAUUGCUUGCUCUCAAGUUCUUUCAAAGUAAAUUGAAACCUAAGAGGGAAGUAAUUCUUUACAACGUAACGUUGAAGGUGUUUAGGAAAUGUAAGGACUUGGAUAGAGCAGAGAAGCUGUUUGAUGAAAUGCUUGAGAGAGGUGUUAAACCUGAUAAUGUUACCUUUUCAACUAUGAUUAGCUAUGCUAGGAUGUCAUCUUUCCUUGAUAAGGCUGUUGAGUGGUUUGAGAAAAUGCCCACUUUUGGAUGUGAUCCAGAUGAUGUUACCUACUCGGCAAUGAUUGAUGCUUAUGGUCGUGCUGGUAAUGUUGAUAUGGCUUUCAGCUUGUAUGAUCGUGCUAGAACAGAGAAAUGGCGCAUUGAUCCGAUGACAUUCUCUACUUUGAUUAAAAUUCAUGGGCAGUCAGGGAAUUUCGAUGGGUGUUUGAAUGUCUAUGAGGAGAUGAAGGCUAUAGGGGCCAACAUUAUUUUUGUACUGUCCACUGUCAGAAAAUUUCAUGUUUGGCAUGUAAGAAAAACACCAAAAAACACCAUGAUUUUCAUGUGUCUAUAUUGUUGCAUAAUACUCCAAAGAAGCCCUUCCUUUCUUUCAUAUGCAUGCUAUAUAUAUAUAUUAAAAAUAUAAUCACAAAAUAGUCCUAUCCAGUCCGAUUCGGCACCAAACAUGGUACAAUUAAUUCAUCAUUCAGUCUGGAACUAUGCCAAACAUAGUACUGCACUAAUUAUCCUGUCCGAUCCUAUCCGAUCCGGAUCUAUCCGACAUACCAAACGCCCCCUUGUAUCCACACACACACACACUAGCCGUAGCAGUUCUUUUACCACUUUCUUUGGGAUAAACAUCCACCAUGGGUUAGGCCAAGUGGAGUUUUAUUCGCCUUAGGAGAGAAAGAUUGGUGGUCUUCUGCCAUAAUGUCAUUGCUUGCAGAACGGGGAUUCACCAAAUACAGAUUCCA